GACCCGUAUAGCGUGCUGACAUGUUAGUCUUGAAGCUUGAAACUUCUGAUUCUCCCUCACUCCAAAGCUUCUUCUCCUCCGAUCUGAAGAAAAGUACACAAAAACCCUAAUACACACGUUAAUUGCCUUUCUAAUAGCUUGGAAUCCAAUCAUCGCGAUCUCACGCUCGUUUGAUCUACAAGGUUAGAGAAAUGGCGGUUCCUGUGGUGCGGUUCCCGAUCAUCCUCAUAAUAAGAGUGUUGGGCGUGAUGGUCGCCGCUCUGGUGCUGACCUGGAACCUCCAUUACAGAGGAGGCUUGGCUCUUGUCUCCGACAACAAAGAUCUCAUCUUCAACGUCCAUCCUGUUCUGAUGGUGAUCGGGCUACUUCUAUUAAAUGGAGAAGCCAUGCUUGCAUACAAGACAAUUUCAGGAACGAAAAACUCCAGAAAAUUAGUUCAUCUCACAUUACAAUUCCUUGCUUUCUGUUUAAGCGUUAUUGGUGUGUGGGCUGCUAUAAAGUUUCACAACGAUAAGGGGAUUGACAAUUUUUACAGCCUGCAUUCAUGGUUGGGUCUAGCCUGCCUUCUCCUCUUUUGCAUUCAGUGGGCUGCUGGAUUUGCAACCUAUUGGUAUCCAGGUGGCUCAAGAAAUAGCAGAGCAACCCUGCUACCGUGGCAUGUGUUCUUUGGGGUUUAUAUAUAUGCUCUUGCCAUUGCUACAGCUACUACUGGUAUUUUAGAAAAGGCCACAUUUCUUCAAACCAACAAUGUAAUAUCACGCUAUUCCACGGAGGCUUUGCUGGUCAACUCUUUGGGUAUUUUGAUCGUUGUCCUGGGUGGCUUUGUUACUCUUGCAACUGUUACUCCUGCCAAUGGCAUAGUUGAUGCCCACAAAGGACCAACAGAAUAGGCACGAUUUGUAUAUUGUUAUGAUUCACAGGUGACCGAGAGUUGUACUUUUAUUCCAUAUUUAAUUACAGGGUAAGUUCUUGUCACCAAAUGGAUGUUUUGAUCAAGAUUUUAACAAAAUAUCAUUUAUGUUCUAUUUGUUC
Molecule: messenger RNA, 1032 nt
Organism: Corylus avellana
Lineage: Eukaryota; Viridiplantae; Streptophyta; Magnoliopsida; Fagales; Betulaceae
Gene: CYB-1
Product: cytochrome B561-1
Molecular function (GO): oxidoreductase activity
Source: RefSeq, a predicted model, not a curated record